This is a messenger RNA of Trichobilharzia regenti, 4631 nucleotides long. Lineage: Eukaryota; Metazoa; Platyhelminthes; Trematoda; Strigeidida; Schistosomatidae. The record is from the annotation of a GenBank genome assembly.
CACAUUGGUUACUUUUAUCCCAUUUACACAUGAGAUAUACUAUUCUCGUUGAGUUGGGAGUAAAUACUACUAGUAAUAAUAAUACAAGUGGGAAUUAUUAUUGUUAUCAUUAACUCAAAGAUUGUUCUUUUACUCCACUGACACCGAGUUCAUCUUCAUCCCUGUCUUGUCUACUACACAGUUAUUCUUCGGUGUCUUCAACUGCUAUAUUAACAUUUUAUCCUGUUGAAUAAUUUUCGUUUUUUCUCACUUUCGAUAAUAAUAAUAAUAAUAAAAUAAUCGGUAAAAUAAUGACAAGUACUCAGUCAUCAACACAACAAAUGGUAACAUUGAGUACUAUAAUGAAGGAUGCAUCGAGUUGGUCAAGCUAUGACGUGUCUCGACUCAAUAAUAAUAAUAAUACUAAUGAUAAGAGUGAUGAAUGUUCUUGGAUAAAGUCAUCAUCUCCGGAAACAGCCAUCACAACAACAACAACAACAGCAGAAGCCAUUGAAUGUCCUUCAUAUUAUGAUCAGAUAGGCAGAUCAGUGUAUACCACACUUACACAACAUGAUCUUAUUGAGAAAUACAAACAAAUCAAUAAUAUUGAUCCGUACAGCACUAUUCACAGUAAUGAUAGCGAUACAAAUAGUCAUAGCAAUAAUAAUGAUAACGACAAUGUCUUAAAUACUAAUCACACUGGCUAUCGGAGUGGUAGUCAUCAAUUUACAGAGAAAUUAAAUCAUGAUGUGCUAAUCAAUGAUAUGAAUAGCAGUUUGGAAAAAAGUGAACAAAAAUUGAAGAAUUCUGAGAAAAUUUACAAUUGGAAUGAUGAAAAUAUUAGAGGAGAGAAUAUAAAAAAUUCUAGUGAAAUAAUUAGUAAAAAUAAUGGUAUAUCAAGAGAUAAACUGAUAAACUGUGAGUACUCUUCAACAAACAAAGGAAUGGAUCAGCAGUUUAAUUGUGAAAUUUUGAAGAUAUGUAGAAAUGACAGAGAAAUUGAAGAAAUCAAAGCGAUUGACACAGAAGAAACAGAAGAAUUGAAAGAAGGUGGUGAAUUGGACAAUGAAGAGUACUUACAGGAGUUCCACUGUCAGCAUCACCCUCAUCAUCACCAUCAUAAUCACAGGCAAUAUCAAGACGAAUUAUCUGAACAUACCUUAACACAUAAUAAUAAUAAUCCUACCAUAAGCAUAACCGCUUCAUCAAGCCCUAUGAAACAUUGUCGACAAUCCCCAUUGAUUAAUUGGUUUAACGACACCAGCAAUUAUGAUUAUCGUCAAAUGAAAUGUGAAAUUCCACCCACAUGUGAUAAUCCCAUGUUGCUGUCUUCUGAAAAUAUUCCAUGUUAUCCUAUACAACAGUAUAUUACUGAUUCUUCGUCUGGUUACAUAUCUUCGAAUACAUCACUUGCUAUGUCUACUGUCGCUUCGGCAUCUUCACCUUCAGAAGGCAUACAACCUUCAUUAUGUUUAACAACAACAGUAAGUAAAAUAAAACAGUCAGUUAUAGAAGGAGAGACUACCACUACUACUACUACUCCUCAAAUCCCUUUAAUCAGUAGUAUAGGUCAAUUUACUGAUGUACAAAAUGAAACUGUCGUCUAUGAAAAGUAUCUUUCACAAGCCUAUUACCCUUCACCAAUGACAAAUGAUGCUCACCAAUCACAUAAAGAAUAUUUCAAUUAUGCCGAAUUUAACCUCGCUCAUCAAACGCAUGGACGUGAUAGUAGAAAUACCAGUCCAAGCGGACUGUCGACUUUCCAGCCAAGUCAAAGGUUAUUCAGAAGUAAUAUUAGUAACCAACAACAACAACAACAACACUAUGAACAGUAUAAACCUUCGUGGAGAAUAGACCUGACUGGUGGUAGUGCUUCUACUACGACUGCUACCAUCACCUCCACUUCACGUCAUGACAUCCAACUGACAAGAUCCCUAUCUGAAGAAAGAGAUGAUGAAAUAAGUCUGAAUGAGAGUGAAGGAAAUACUCGACUGGGAAAGGAAACUAAUCAAUAUCGUUUAGAUCGAUCUACAGAUGUAAUCCUAAGCAGGGAUUAUUCAAAUUACCAGAUGAAUAAUACAUUUCAUGCUUCAACAAUAUCGAAAAGUAUUCAUGGAUAUAUGAAUCCUGAGAUGAUGCCUAACAGUUUAAUGAACAGUAUUAACAAUAGACUGUUUAGUUUAACACAUUCUGGAGGUUAUUCGACAUGUUCUUCAUCUGCUUGUUCUGUUUGUUCACCAUCUGCUUAUACAACAACUAUGACAACGAUUACAUCAUCAAUAGCCGGAACGAUAUCAUCGAUUGAACCAUCGCCAACAGCACCACCACAGUCAACAUCAAUGACGUGUUCAAGAGUUGUUGGACAAGAGAAAAAUAAAAAACUCCGUAAACCACGAACAAUUUAUUCUAGUAUGCAGUUACAACAGCUGGCUAAACGAUUCCACUUGACUCAAUACUUAAGUCUACCUGAGAGAGCUGAAUUGGCUGCUUCACUUGGACUUACACAAACUCAGGUGAAAAUAUGGUUUCAAAAUAGGCGGUCAAAAUUUAAAAAAUUAAUCAAUCAAGGUCAUGAUGUUUCCCUUUUAACAACAAAUUCAGUGACAUGUAAAUCGGAGACAAGUGAUUUAAACAACCAAUCAGAGAAUUUCUAUGAAGACUGUCAUCAUGAUAUACUGAUGAAAAAUUUACCGUGUGAAACAGAUUUCAUGCAUUCAGAUGACCUUCCAAUCGAUUCAUCAUCAGGCUUUGAAAAUAGUAAUUCCAACAGUCCAAUUAUUAAAUCAGUAGUAAGUAUAAGUAAUAGUAAUUCACCUGAAAAUACGAUCCAUCAUAAACAUUGUUUCAUAAAAUCUGAUUUACAAACCUCAUGUGAGUUGAAACAAGACACCGAAGUGACUAUGACAUCAAAUCAUCACCAUCAUCACCCUACAUGGCGUACACACAUUAAAGAUUAUUAUACAAUGCCUAUUGACAGUCAUCAUUUAGGCGGGAAUCCAGGAAAAUUGAACGUAUUCAAUAGAAAUGAUGAGUAUAUAAGUCGAAAUUUUCAUUCAACAGAUUGUAAUGAAAUACUGGGUGUAGAUAAUUUAUCAAAAUCUGAUCAUCAUUAUUGGACAAAAUCCUUGUUUGAAUCAUCUAAUUAUUGUUUACCAAUGACGGAUACAUUGAAUUCAAGCGCACAUUUCAAUCCAAAAGUAUACUCUACACCAAAAUGUGAUAACCAUAGUAACAAUAAUAAUAAUAAUACUAAUGAGGAAUAUAAUAAUAUUAAUGGUGAUCCAAAUGACGACAGUGGUGCUGACCAAAAUGAUUAUGAAUGUGAUAACAACGGCAACACAAAUUUAAAUGUUCACAGUUUAUGCCAUUUUAAUAAAUGCCUCAAUGAUAAUCAAUGCUAUUUACAUCAAAACAUCAAUAUUAGUGAGAUAAAGAAUUCGGGAUUAGUCUACACCAAAACCCCUUCAUCACCAUCUUUAACAACAUCCAUAGCCUAUCCAUAUCAAGGAUGGAGAAAAUAUCGAUUGGGUAGUGAUUCGAUACAAUCAGUAUAUCCUGAAAGCUUGAGUAACUCUCUUAAAUUACCCCAGGAAUUAUUCCCCUCAACUGUCUAUCCAUUACCACAACAAACAGUAUUAUGGUCCACUGAAAUACAUGAAAAAUCUCCAACAGAUCAAGUUAGUAAUACUAUAAGUAGUAUUAAUCCAUUCGAUGGAAUCUAUGAGUGUUCAACUCAAAAUGAACCACAAUUCCCUGAUCCAUGUGAUGAACAAGUGUUAAUGCCUACAGCAGCAACAACAACAACAACAACAAUGGCAACAUUAACAUUUGGCUCACCUACACUGUGAAAUAAAGUCGAGUCUCACUCAUUUUAGCAUAUUCUUAAGCUGGUAUCAAAAUCUCAUACAAAUGUGUAUGGAUUCCACAUUGUAAAUUUGAAAAAAGAAGCAUACCACAGUAUUCUACUGAUGAAACUCACUGACAGAAGAAGAAAUUCUGAGUGAAGUGCAUAAUGGUGCAGACAUUUUUACACAGUAAUUUACCGCUUAUUUUAAACAAAAUCAAAAUGUAAAAUUUCUACCUCUCAGAAAAAUUAUGUCCUGUACAAUAUUGUACAACAUUUAAAAUACUGUUUUGAAAAAAAAGGAUAAUAUAACUUCAUACGUGACAUGUAUAUUUAAAAAAACUGCAUAAAAUGCCAUAUACAAUCAAAUAAUGAGAAAACUAGUGGACACCAUUGAACGAGCGGCGGAAAAUUCAAAUUUAAUAAUGGCGGCCUUUUUAAUUAUUGAUUGGCACUACUUAGAAUGUAUUUGUUUUUAAGCAUGUGAUAGAUAGGUGUGUUAAACCGUUUAAAAGUUAUGAGAAUAAAAUAAAUUUGUAAACACAAAUGAAAAAAUAAAGAUAUAUACAGAAACAUCUGUGAACUUUACUACAAAGGAAACAAAGACCAUCGACAUUUUCUCUUUACAAACAAACGGAUCACAUACAAAAAAAAUCACGUUUAUAGUUUUGAUCCCCACCUUCAUUUCUUGUUAAAUAGUGAAGGUGUCAGUAUUGUUUGAUUUCUAUCUGUAAUACUGCAUUCCAUCUCAUCUCUUUUGUUUCUCUGAUAUAGACAUACAUUUAAUAUAAAAAUAUUUAUAAAUAUA